UCGUUGGCUGUUAGCCACCCAGGCGACACGGAACCCUAGCCGCCGCCGUAUGCCGAACCCCACGCCGUACGCCUCCCUCCUCAAUGACGCCCCUCCCGCCGACCUCGACGGCGCCGACGCCGACCUCGACCUCUGCCCGGACGGCGGCCUGUGCUUGCCGGACGACCCGCUCGACACGGUCAUAGGCUACAUGUCCAUGCUCGACGACGGCUUCUUGGAGGGCCUCGGGCUGGGCUGCUCGCCGCCGCGGGGCCGCGUCGGCGACGGCCAAGACUACUCCGGGGGCGCGCUGGCGGGCAUGAAGGCCGACGCGGACCUCGGUUCGCUGGCGGAGGGGAGACCUCUGUCUCUCUGUGACGCCGGCGCCCCCGGCGGCCGGAAGAGGAGCGCGUUCCACAUGUUCGACAGUAAGCCGGAGGGGUUGCCGCCGGCGCGAGCGCGCUCGCUGUCGUGCAGCACGACGACAACUUCGUCGUCCACCGCGUCCGGGGCCCGCAACCUCUCGCCCACAUCCGGCGGGACCGAGGCGCCGCGGGAGCCUGCCUCCAAGGAUUAUGACCUGCGUUGGACUUUGCCGAGGAAGCCGCACCACCGACGGGCCGUCCGCAGGCGCGCCGCCUCCUGGUCUUUGGCUCUCCCGCCCCAGCUCAUGUCGGCUGGCGCCUAUGACUGUAACGGUGACAGCAAUGCCAACGACGACAAAGACAAAGACUACGUGCUCAGCCACUGCAAGAACGGCCGCGGCAAUGGUGGUCCACGCCCGGCCAGGCGGCAGCAGAAGAAAACGGACGGCAAGAUUUGCACCCACUGCCGCGUGGAGGGCACGCCGCAAUGGCGGACCGGGCCGGCCGGGAGCGGCACGCUGUGCAACGCAUGCGGCAUCCGAUACAAGAUGGGUAAGCUAUUCCCGGAGUACCGCCCGUCGACGAGCCCAGAGUUCGGCAGCCUCGAGCACUCUAACCGCCACAGGAACGUGGAAAGAAUCAGGGAGAAGAAGAUGAAGGUGAUGGUUCCCGAGGUGCCGGAGAUGUCAGCAGUAAUUUAUGUAAAUAUUAGGAGCUCCACUCCAGGUGGGUGGAUGCAACUUGGUUGCAAUGUGAUUGUCGCUCGCUUCAGUUUCGCUUGGAAAAAUUCAUGUGAUAUUCGGUCUAAAUUUGUGUAUUCUGAGCCAUUUGAGAAUCUAAAGCACGCUGAAAGCGUACCCUGGCGUCUACAUUGCAAAAUCUCCGUGUACCUUGUCCGCCACAGUAUGUUUAAUUAUGUAAACUUUGCUGUUUUCUUAAGUUAG
Messenger RNA from Aegilops tauschii subsp. strangulata, 1288 nucleotides. Lineage: Eukaryota; Viridiplantae; Streptophyta; Magnoliopsida; Poales; Poaceae. The record is from RefSeq and is a predicted model, not a curated record.